Molecule: messenger RNA, 705 nt
Organism: Penicillium daleae
Lineage: Eukaryota; Fungi; Ascomycota; Eurotiomycetes; Eurotiales; Aspergillaceae
Exons: 3
Coding region: 1-705 (234 amino acids)
Source: RefSeq, a predicted model, not a curated record
AUGUCGUCUCUCGCUGGAAAAGUUUUCCUCAUCACCGGCUCCUCCAAGGGAAUCGGCAAAGCCACCGCUCUUCGAGUCGCCAGCGAGGGUGCCAACGUUGUGAUCAACUACCUUCGCGACUCCGCUGUAGCCAAUGACCUCGUCAACGAGAUUGGCGCCGACCGCGCCCUGGCUGUCCAAGCCGAUGCUUCAAAGCUGGCCGACCUUGAUCGCCUUGUCGAUGCUGCGGUCGGAAAAUUUGGCAAGAUCGAUGUGCUUAUUCCAAACGCCGGAUACCUCCCACUGAAAACUUUGGAAACCACCACCGAGGAGGACUUUGACCGAACCUACAACUUGCUGGUGAAGGGACCAUACUUCCUGGCUCAGAAAGCCGUGCCGCAUAUGCCUGUCGGCGGACGAAUCAUCUUUGUCUCGACCUCCACUGCUCGAUUCUCAAGCGUCUCCCCCGCCUACCUGCUUUACACCUCUUCCAAGGGCUCCAUCGAGCAGAUGACCCGCAUCCUGGCCAAGAAUUUGGCGCCCAAGGGCAUUCUGCUCUUCCUCGAGGGCAAGCCAGAGGCAAUGCUCAAGGCCAUCGCUGGGUUCAGUCCCUUCAACCGCAUCGGAGAGCCUGAUGAAAUUGCAUCAGUCAUGGCGUUCUUGUCGGGCAAGGACAGCAGUUGGAUGUCUGGCCAGGUUGUGGCUGUGAAUGGAGGUAUGGCAUGA